Molecule: messenger RNA, 896 nt
Organism: Drosophila miranda
Lineage: Eukaryota; Metazoa; Arthropoda; Insecta; Diptera; Drosophilidae
Exons: 3
Coding region: 115-798 (227 amino acids)
Biological process (GO): regulation of small GTPase mediated signal transduction; signal transduction
Cellular component (GO): cytoplasm
Molecular function (GO): GTPase activator activity
Source: RefSeq, a predicted model, not a curated record
GUAACGCGUGUGAGUGCUGGGAUUCGAAUCUACGGAAGUCCUUUUCGUUUGUGCUGUUGUUGUUUUGUUGCUUUGGCUACUGCUGUCGCCCUGUAUACGCCCUUGCGUAUAACAAUGGACAUGGAAUACGCCAACAUCAAUGAAUUUAAUGACCGCGACCUAGCGACACGCAUGCGCAACAGCAAUUAUGAAAAAUACAAGUCUCUGGUGCGCAAGCACCUCUCCUUCGAGCUGGAACUAAACACCGACGAGUUCGACAUGCCGUGCCAUGAAAUCGUCUACGAAGAUAAGGGCAAGAUAAAGAAGUGGAAUCGCCUCUCCAAGAAGAAUCGCGGACCUGCCACAGGCUGCACGGCUGGGGCAGGCAGUAAGUCGGCGGGCAACAGUCCCACUGAAACGCUGCAGCAACAAAUUGAUGCAGGCUUUCUGAUGCACCUGGAGGAGCUCAAAGAGUUUCUUAUGCUGGAGAAGAAUCUCACCCAGGAGGGACUAUUUCGCAAGACAGGAGCCGUUUCCAGGCAGAACGAGCUACGAAUGCACAUACAGCACGACCAGCCCUUGAAUUUGGAACUGACAGGAUUCUCGGCUCACGAGUGUGCCACUGUUUUUAAGAGCUUUCUGGCCGAGCUGCCAGAGCCUUUGCUUACAGACGCCCACUAUCCAGCACAUCUUCAGAUAGCGCCGCUAGGCCAGGCAUUAAUGAGGGGUCAGGCGCCAACAACAUCUUCUCAACUCGGUGCAGCUGCUCCUUCUCCUGCUCCCCGAAGAGCAUCGCGAGGUACUGCAGCACAUUAUUAAAAUGCUCCAUUCGGUGGCAGCGCGUGAGGAGAGCAACAAGAUGUCCGCGGAGAAUUUGGCCAUCUUGUUUACACCGCACCUGAUUUGCCCCAGGCAAA